Cyanistes caeruleus (blue tit) is the source of this 2086-nucleotide messenger RNA. Lineage: Eukaryota; Metazoa; Chordata; Aves; Passeriformes; Paridae. The record is from RefSeq and is a predicted model, not a curated record.
CGGCGCCACCAGCCAGACCCCGGCCAUGAACCACACGCUGCUCCUGCUCCUGCUUCUGCUGCGCGGCCUCGGCGCUGGCCGCCCCCCAGCCGCUGCCACCCCCCGCCUCAAGCUGUCCUUCCCUGAGCUGCGGGCUCGCCAUGGGCUGCGCCUUUUCUCGCUGGAGCACUCCUGCUGCUACGAGGCCCUGCUGCUGGACGAGGAGCGCGGCCGUCUCUUUGUGGGCGCCCAGAACCACCUCCUGUCUUUGGCCCUGGAUGACAUCAGCCGGCGGGAUAGGAAGAUCUACUGGCCGGCUCCCGUGGAGUGGAGGGAAGAAUGCAACUGGGCCGGCAAGGACAUCACUGCUGAGUGCAUGAACUUUGUGAAGAUCCUGCACCCCUACAACCGGACCCACCUGUACGCCUGUGGCACUGGUGCCUUCCACCCAGUCUGUGCCUUCGUCGAGGCUGGCCAGCAUGCAGAAGAGCCUGUUUUCAAGCUGGACCCGCGCCACACUGAGGAUGGCAAGGGGAAGAGCCCGUAUGACCCCCGGCAUACAGCCGCCUCUGUCCUUGUGGGCGAGGAGCUCUACUCUGGGGUGGCCACCGAUCUGAUGGGCCGUGACUUUACCAUCUUCCGCAGCCUGGGCCGACGUCCCUCCAUCCGCACGGAGCAGCAUGACUCUCGCUGGCUCAAUGAGCCCAAGUUCGUGGCCGUUUUUUGGGUGCCAGAGAGUGAGGACCCCGACGAUGACAAGAUCUACUUCUUCUUCCGUGAGAUGGCAGUUGAACGGCAGCAGGGGCUGGGCAAGACCAGCUUUGCCCGCAUCGGCCAAAUCUGCCGGAAUGACAUGGGCGGGCAGCGCAGCCUGGUGAACAAGUGGACGACAUUCCUGAAGGCUCGGCUCGUCUGCGCCGUGCCAGGACCUGACGGGACAGACACCCACUUCGAUGAGCUCCGGGAUGUUUUCCUGUUGCAGACAAGAGACAAGCGCAACCCUCUGGUCUAUGCCAUCUUCUCCACUUCCAGCUCUGUUUUCCAAGGCUCAGCUGUCUGUGUCUACACCAUGGCUGACAUCCGACGGGCUUUCCUGGGCCCCUUUGCACACAAGGAAGGUCCCAACUACCAGUGGGUGUCAUACCAGGGGCGUGUGCCAUACCCCCGCCCAGGCAUGUGCCCCAGCAAAACCUUCGGCACCUUCGGCUCCACCAAGGACUUCCCAGACGAGGUGAUCCAGUUUGCCCGUCACCACCCACUGAUGUAUAACCCUGUCUUGCCCCAUGGCCAGCGUCCCCUCUUCCUGCAAGCCACCGUGCCCUACACUUUCACCCGCAUCGCUGUGGACCGUGUCACCGCUGCUGACGGCCAGUACGAUGUCCUCUUCAUUGGCACAGAUGUGGGCACAGUGCUGAAGGUGGUCUCAGUGCCCCAGGAGAGCUGGCACCGCAUGGAGCCGCUGCUGCUGGAGGAGCUGCAGGUCUUCCAGGAUGCCUCCCCCAUCACCAGCCUGCAGCUCUCCUCCAAGCGGCACCAGCUCUAUGCUGGCUCAGCCACGGCGCUGGCCCAGCUGCCCCUGCACCGCUGCGGUGCCUACGGCAAAGCCUGUGCCGAGUGCUGCCUGGCCCGGGACCCGUACUGUGCCUGGGAUGGCAACACCUGCACCCGCUACGUGCCCAACACCAAGAGGCGUUUCCGCCGGCAGGACGUCCGCAAUGGGGACCCCAACGUGCUUUGCUCUGAAGAUCCCAGGCGGGACACCGUCCCCCAGAAGCAACUCUACGGGGUGGAGGGAAGCACCGUCUUUCUGGAGUGCAUCCCCAAAUCCCUGCAAGCCCACAUCCUCUGGACACACCAGCGCACCCCGAAUGAUCCCCAGCGUGAGGUGCGGAUGGACGAGCGGGUGGUGCGGACGGAGCGGGGUGUCCUGCUGCGCAGCGUGCAGCGCGCCGACGCCGGCCUCUACCUCUGCCACGCCACCGAGCACGGCUUCACCCAGCCCCUGCUUGGUGACCCCAACCCCUUUGACCACCCCAUGUGGCACCUGUCGCUGUCCCCAACAGAGCAAGCAGCACAAGGAUCUACAACGUAUUUAUUUCCAGCAUGA